AUGAUAAUUCAAAGUUUCGAUAACCAAGGCAUUCCCUUAAAUAAUAACCAAGACAAAAUUAAUUAUGAUGGUGAUGAUUUGGAUGGAGAUUUAAUUAUAUAUUCUUUCAUAAUUAUGUUACUAACAUAUCUGGUAUUGACUGGGAUAUUACUUCUGGUUAGAUUUAUUUUUAUCAGAUGGCAUACCACAACUGGGAGGUUAUCAUUAUUUCCUACUUUUGGUGAACUGGAUUUAGAUUUAGAAAGAGAUUUAAAUGGAGCACAUUCGAAUAUUAGAAGGUUCCGCAACCAAAACAAUGACCAGAAUAGUACAUAUGAUAAUACGUCAGAUCAUGGAAAUAGAACUAGUAAAAGAAAAAGUAAAUAUAGCAUCAAUGAAAUGAAUAGGAGAUGGCCAUCGGUGCUAUUUGAUGAAAACGAUAAUGAAAUAAUCUUUAAGACAAAUAAUUUGCCAAUAGAAGAGCAGUUCUAUUUUAGGCAAGGUGAAGAGUACAUUAAAUCAAACCCACCUUUGAUUAUUCCAUAUAAUCAUAAUUAUGAUGUCACGGGUAUUGAUGAUAAUGAAGAUGCGAUAAUCAACGAACAAACAAAAAUUUACAUCAAGGAAGAAGGUGCAAGUGCAUGGACUUUUGUUCCUGAUGUGAACUUACCAAAUGAUACAGUUCUUAUCACAAACAAAACCGAGGUAGAAUUCUUAAAUUAUAAUUACGAUGCAUCUGUUCAAACUAAUUUACCUAUUCCAAGAUUGAAUAGAGUUUAUUAUUGUGAAUUUAAAAUAUAUGAAGUCAACAACUCCAACCAAGUGAACGACUUUGAAUUAAGAGAUGGAGAAGUGAUAUCAUUCGGAUUAGCCACAUCUCCAUAUCCCUAUUUCAGACUUCCCGGUAGACAUCAUCAUUCUAUAGCAUACGAUUCUACAGGGGCUAGAAGGUUCAAUGAUCCAUUCGAAAUGGACUCUGACUUAAAAAAUCUAUUUCCAAAGUGUCAAAGAGGUGAUGUUAUUGGUGUUGGCUAUAGGAUCAACAGUGGUACUGUUUUCUUUACAAGGAAUGGUAAAAAAGUAAGUGAAAAAGAAGUUGGAGGCCACAUUAAGGGAUGGAAAUUCAAAUAUCUAUACCCUAUAGUGGGUGCAAAUGUUCCUUGUAAAAUCCAUGUAAAUUUAGGUACGAGUGGAUUUGUAUUCAUUGAAGCAAAUGUUAAAAAAUGGGGAUUUGCAAAAGCCCAUGGAUUGAAAUUACCUCCACCAUCUUAUAAUAAUUAUGGAAAUGAUACAUUAUUAGAGGGAAUUAAUGAUGAUGAUGAUAAUUCUCAAUUGCAUGAUGAAAGUGAUGAAAGCGAUUACGAAAAUGAAUACAGAAUUCAAAACGAUAUUUUCGAUGAGAAUGGUGAUUUAUUACCACCGCCUCCAAGUUUUGAAUAUAGUGUUUCACCUAAUCAUAAAUCAAUUGUAAAUGGUGAACCACUGACGCUAGACUCAUACCCUACACAACCGCCUGACUAUUCAGAUUAUACUGAGAGUAAUGGUUUAUUAGCUAAUUUUGAACACGAAAAUGAACAAGGGACCUCUAAUGAGGAAGAAGAUGAUGACGAUGACCUUCAGGAAUACGAUAAUGAUAUGGAAGAAUAUCGAUGA
Messenger RNA from Tetrapisispora phaffii CBS 4417, 1632 nucleotides. RefSeq names its product Ear1p (gene EAR1). Bases 1 to 1632 code for a protein of 543 amino acids. Gene Ontology annotation, molecular function: protein binding. The transcript has a single exon. NCBI's taxonomy places the organism in Eukaryota, Fungi, Ascomycota, Saccharomycetes, Saccharomycetales, Saccharomycetaceae. The record is from RefSeq and is a predicted model, not a curated record.